This is a messenger RNA of Diorhabda sublineata, 994 nucleotides long. Its product is annotated as probable RNA methyltransferase CG11342. The transcript is spliced from 2 exons. Lineage: Eukaryota; Metazoa; Arthropoda; Insecta; Coleoptera; Chrysomelidae. Bases 268 to 987 code for a protein of 239 amino acids. Gene Ontology annotation, biological process: negative regulation of pre-miRNA processing; miRNA metabolic process. The record is from RefSeq and is a predicted model, not a curated record. Gene Ontology annotation, molecular function: O-methyltransferase activity; RNA methyltransferase activity. Gene Ontology annotation, cellular component: cytoplasm.
CCGAACGUAUUAGUAUUCACUCUACACCACAGAACAUAUUCAUUAUCUAAAUUUGUGCUGUUCUUGGUCAAAUUCGGGGAAAUAAUCAACAAGGAAUAAAUCCAUAUUAGAUUUGUUAUGCAAUAAUUUUGGAAAAAUCGAAGAUUAAUUUAAAAAAAAUGUAGCUCUAAAAUCCAGAAUAAUGUUUGAAUAUUUAUUUCUGUCAAACUUGAGAAGGAAUUAUUUUUAGGUUAUGUUACUAGGCAGAAAGUGCAUUUUAUAUGUGAUAUGCAUGAAAAUAAUCUACAAUUUAAGGGCGGUAAUCCCGGAGCAGUUCAAUAUGGAAAUUUUAUUAAUUAUUACCAAUUCCAUUCCACAGAAGAACGUAUUAAUUUAUUACCAAAAAAUAUAUGGAAUCAGAUGAAUCCUUUUGUUGCAUUGGACGUUGGUUGUAAUGCUGGAAACCUAACAAUGGCUUUAAAAGACUUUUUAAAAAAAUAUUCCUCACUAGAGCCUUCAAUAUUGGCGGUUGAUAUUGACCCACUGUUAAUAAACAGAGCUAAUGAACACACAUCUGAUGGUAUUACAUUCCAAUGUUUAGAUAUCAUGGAUGUAACUAAAAGAGACCAAACUAUCAAUAAAUAUUUGAUUCAAAUGAAAGUUGAAAAGUUCAAAGUAGCUUUUUGUUUUUCAACAACAAUGUGGAUACAUUUAAAUUAUGGUGACGAGGGAUUAGAAAACUUUUUGAAAUAUAUUUGUAGUAUUGCUGUGGUAGUGGUAAUUGAACCACAACCUUGGAAAUGCUACAAAACCGCAGUAAAGCGAAUGAAACAAAAAAAAUUUGUAUUUCCCGAGUUUUCAAAACUGAAAUAUAGAGAAAAUGUUGAGAGUGUUAUCGAACAAGUGUUAAAUAUCGAUUGUAACAUGGUAAAAUUGAUAGAAAGUGAAAGAACUACCUGGGAGAGAAAAUUGUUGAUAUUUAAACAAAAGUUAUGUAAUAUAUCUUGAAAUAUUA